Molecule: messenger RNA, 1614 nt
Organism: Knipowitschia caucasica
Lineage: Eukaryota; Metazoa; Chordata; Actinopteri; Gobiiformes; Gobiidae
Source: the annotation of a GenBank genome assembly
AUGAAAAGCAGAUCUCAAAGACGUAUGGAGAGCAGAGAGAUAAAGGAGCUGCCCAAAAGGCAUCGCCUUCCGCCAAAAAAAGCCAGCUGCUACCAGGCCUUUCUUGAGUCGCCAAAAGGUGUAGGGGUGGCAGGUUCGUUUGUCUUUGUGUCCUUCGAAGAUGGAUACACCGGAAAGAUGUUCAACAUCUGUGAUGUUUUAAGGAAGGAUGAGAAACCUGUUCAGGAUUUUCACGACUUGAGCCCUGGAGAGGAAAUUCUGGCUCGCUGGUCUGACCACAAAUUUUAUAAUGCAACUGUCGAGUACAUUGGAACGAACACAAAAAAAGAUGCUAAGAAAACUGUCUCAAAGAAAAAAGACGCCGUGGCUUCGCAACAUCACAAUUUUUAUAAUUCUUCCCCAUCUCACCCGACUAAGCAACAGCCUGCUUCAACCCCCCAGCCAGCACAGCAACCAUCUCAGCAGCACCAGGUAGCCUCAGCCCUUCAGCCUGUACAGCAACCAUCUCAGCAGCACCAGGUAGCCUCAGCCCUUCAGCCUGUACAGCAACCAUCUCAGCAGCACCAGGUAGCCUCAGCCCUUCAGCCUGUACAGCAACCAUCUCAGCAGCACCAGGUAGCCUCAGCCCUUCAGCCUGUACAGCAACCAUCUCAGCAGCACCAGGUAGCCUCAGCCCUUCAGCCUGUACAGCAACCAUCUCAGCAGCACCAGGUAGCCUCAGCCCUACAGCAUGCUCCUCCCAACCAGCAUCUUCAGCAACAAUCUCGACACCAGUCUCAUCCAUACCAGCUUCUCCAAUCCUCUCCACAACAGUCUCCACAUCCGCGUCACCUUCUUUACCACCAGCCUCUUCAAUCUAUUGAGGUCCAGCCACCACCUCUCUACGGGCCAUCAUAUUCCAAAUCCCUAACCAGCUAUUAUCAGCUCACACCUAGUACAUCACAGCAGGUGUACGCUCAGGUUCACCACAGUACUAUUGUUAGCCAGGGGACUCCUGAAAAACAUGAUGUCUUCCAGUCAGCAAUUGAAACCCCUCCUCGUUCUGUCCGAAGCAGUUUCAUGAACAUGUUAAACACCCCUCCUGGCAGUAGCAGAGCAGAGCACAGUGGCGCCAUCUCAGACACAACAGAGUUUGCGAGGCUGAAAGAAAACAAUAAGAGGCUGGAGGUGCUGAACACUAUAGAUUCUGCAGAUCUGGAGAAAAUCAGGGAGCUUCUGGGCAAAAUUGAAGAACUGGUACCAAGCACCAAGGAGGGACACCAAGGUCGUCAAAGGGACAAGAAAGAACUGUACCCAGGAAGCGGCCUGUACAUCUCUGCAACUCGUCUUGCUGCAAUUAAAGUGGAAGCCAAGAAAGACUGCCUCCGCCUGUUCCACCUUCUGUUUGAUGAAGUGUUCUCACCAGAGGAGUGCAGGAAUUGUGUAGCAUUCGGCAAACAUGGAAAAAUUCCCGAUGGCAAGACGCUGCUGAAUAAGCGUAAAGUAGACGCAGUAUUGACUUACAUCAUGCACUGCUGCACCUUGGCAGGAUGGAUUCCGGUGGAUAUGUCAAAAGUGAAAAAAGCACUCAUCAAUAAAUGCCGUGCAAGAGCAGCCCGACGUCUUGUGAGUUAA